AUGGACUUCAUCGGGAUAGCUUCAACCUGGAUGCUCUUCUUCGCCGCUGGCUGGCUGUUCCUUGCCCGAAAGAUCAUGAAGGACCAUGAAUCCAGGGCGUUCCUGGUGCAGACACUCUUUUCAGCCACCUUCAUGGUCUCGUGCUCCAUGUUCAGCCUCGUGCUCUUCGAGGUUCUAGACGUCCUCUCUCAUGAUGCCCGAUGGUGGGCAUGGAAGUUCGACCUCAUAACCGUCACCGUAGUCCUCAUCUUCCUGCUCCCCUACUCCUUCUUCUACCUCGUCUUCCGCAACAUGGAGUGGCCAUGGCAGCAGAGCGUGUAUCUCGCUUGCGCGCUGCUGGCCAUGUAUCUCUGGGUCUUCUACACCAUAACCAACAGCCUCCCCAUCGUGGGUCAAUCAGGUUCCUUCGUGGUGAUGGGGAUCUCGAGGCUGGGGGUGCUAGGGGUUACUGCCAUGGCGAUCACGUCGGGGUUCGGUGCGGUCAACAAUCCUCGCAACAGCCUCACCUACUUCCUGACGCCAGUGAGCGAGCAAGACCUGCAGAUCCUUGAGAAGAGGCUGAUGAAGACGAUGGAGAUGAUAUGCUCUAAGAAGAAGCUCAUUCUCAUGACCAGGAACGAGCUCCAGAAGAAAGGGCAGGGCGUCAAGGCCGGAGGUGGAGGAUGGAAGGACAAAGUCGGUGGUUUCUUGCAGAGCGUCACUGGAGCAAGUGACGACAAGUCCUCUAGGCAGAACCUGCAGAUUCUCAAGCAGGAGGUGCAAGGGAUGGAAGAACUGAGCUCGCAGCUCUUCGAGGAGCUGCACGACAUGAGGCUGGCCAAGGACAAGUUCCUCUCCAAGACGAUUGCAGGCAUGCUGCUCAACUACAUGGGAUACAUAUUCUCAGCCUACUGCGUGUACAAGAUGAUGAUGGCCAGUAUCAACAUCAUCUUCAACCGAGUCUCCCAGGUCGACCCUGUGACUCGUGCCCUCUCCAUCGCUUUCCUGGCUGUGCAAGGCAUACAAGACAUGGACGUCGAGCCCGUCGUCCAGAGCAUCAGCUUUGUCCUCGUCGGAGUCCUGAUCGCUACUUCCAUUCGAAGCUUCCUUCAGAUCUGGCUCAAGAUUUUCCACCUGCAGAAUGCUACAUACAGCAUUCAUUAUUCCAACAUGCUCAUCCUGUUCAUGGCAUGGAUGAUGGGCAUGUAUUUCGUGUCUUCCGUAUUGUUGAUGCGGAUGAAUUUGCCUCUGAUGUAUCGCAAGGCAAUCACAGACGUUCUCGGAGACAUCCAAUUCAAGUUCUACCAUCAGUGGUUCGACUUUAUUUUCAUCCUGGUAGACAUUGCUCUGCAUUUUCUGCAAUAA
Molecule: messenger RNA, 1344 nt
Organism: Guillardia theta CCMP2712
Lineage: Eukaryota; Cryptophyceae; Pyrenomonadales; Geminigeraceae
Exons: 1
Coding region: 1-1344 (447 amino acids)
Cellular component (GO): membrane
Source: RefSeq, a predicted model, not a curated record